CACUUACCACAUUAACACUUCAGCACACAACAGCUCUCCUCUUCUGUCUCUCUCUUUCGCUAUCAAUCGCGUUUGUCGUGGCGGUCAACUGAUCAGAAAUAUAGCCAGAGCCAAGUUAAAAAAAAACAAAUAUAGCUGAAUUAAUUAUAAAAUUAAAAAAAAAAUUCAAUCAGCAUCUCAAACUUCAAUGGGGUUUCUUCGACUUGUUCUCGAGGCGGUUUUCGGUGGAAAGAGACGGAAGAAGAUGGUCAGAGGUAGUAGUAGUAGUGGUGGUGCUGUUGUUCGUGGCGGUAGUAGUGUUAAGCAGAGAGGCUUCUCAAUGAAUCCAAAAGACUACAAACUUAUGGAAGAAGUAGGCCAUGGAGCUAGCGCCGUCGUCUAUCGAGCGAUCUAUCUCCCGACCAAUGAAGUCAUCGCUGUCAAGUGUCUGGAUCUCGAUCGAUGCAAUAGCAAUCUGGAUGAUGUGAGGAGGGAAUCUCAGACUAUGAGUUUGAUAGACCACCCAAACGUUAUAAAGUCGUUUUGUUCGUUUUCUGUCGACCAUAGUCUUUGGGUGGUGAUGCCAUUCAUGGCGCAAGGCUCUUGUCUGCAUCUUAUGAAGACUGCUUAUUCAGACGGGUUUGAAGAGUCGGCUAUUUGUUCUAUAUUGAAAGAAACUCUUAAAGCUCUUGAUUAUCUUCAUAAACAAGGCCAUAUCCACCGUGAUGUUAAGGCAGGAAACAUACUUCUUGAUGACAAUGGUGAGAUUAAGCUUGGCGAUUUUGGCGUGUCUGCUUGCUUGUUUGAUAACGGUGAUAGGCAACGUGCAAGAAACACAUUUGUUGGUACUCCGUGCUGGAUGGCACCGGAAGUCUUGCAGCCGGGAAAUGGAUAUAAUUCCAAGGCUGAUAUCUGGUCGUUUGGUAUAACCGCACUUGAAUUGGCCCAUGGUCAUGCACCCUUCUCAAAAUAUCCCCCCAUGAAGGUGCUGCUAAUGACUAUUCAAAACGCACCUCCAGGUCUUGAUUACGACCGUGAUAAGAAAUUCUCAAAGUCCUUUAAAGAAAUGGUUGCAAUGUGUUUGGUGAAAGAUCAAACAAAAAGACCCACCGCUGAAAAGUUGCUGAAACACUCCUGCUUCAAAAACACUAAGCCACCUGAGCUUGCUGUGAAGUCGUUAUUUGCUGAUUUGCCUCCCCUUUGGACACGUGUAAAAUCUCUUCAGGCCAAGGAUGCUGCGCAGCUUGCCUUAAAGAGAAUGGCCACUGCUGACGAGGAAGCUAUAUCAAUGAGUGAAUACCAAAGAGGAGUUAGCGCAUGGAAUUUUGACGUCAAAGACUUGAAAACACAAGCAUCUUUGCUAAGUGAUGACGAUGGUCUAGAAGAGAGUCAGGAAGAUGAAGAAAUCUUCCAUACACGGUUUCAUAACAAGGUGAAUGAUAGUCCGGUACUAUAUGAAAACAUGAACGGGAAGGAAAAGGUUUCCACUACUCAAGUGGAAGAACCAAACUGUGAAGAGAAGUUCACUUUCAUCACUAAUACUUCUUCUGUGACACCAAACUCAGAGCAAGAAGUGUCUGAGGCCAAGGUUAAUAAGCCAGUAAGACGCCAAAGUCAGAGUGGACCACUUACAAGCAGGGCCGUUGUAUCAGCUUCAGAGAAAGGUCAAAUGUUUGAAAGAUCCGAGAGUGAACACCAGGCAGCCCCGUCUGUCAAAAGAGCUCCUAGCUUUAGCGGUCCUUUGAAUCUUUCAACUCGUGCUUCUUCAAACAGCUUGUCAGCUCCUAUUAAAUACUCAGGAGGAUUCCGUGAUUCUUUGGAUGAGAAGUCAAAGGGUAACCUUGUUCAGAAAGGAAGAUUCUCAGUAACAUCAGGAAACUUGGACCUUGCUAAGGAUGUUCCAUUAAGUAUAGUCCCUCGUCGAUCUCCACAGUCAUCCCCUCUGAGGAAAUCUGCUAGUGUGGGUAACUGGAUACCUGAGCCUAAAAUGCCAACGGUUCAGCCUCAGACCAUUAAGGAGUUAAGUAGCCAACCUAUGUCCCCGUCACUCAUCAUACCUCAACUUCAACAUAUUUUCCAGCAAAACUCAGUACAACAGGAUCUUCUUAUGAACUUACUGAGUAGUGUACAAUCCGCAGAGACGAUGGACGGUUCUCAAUCUGGGAAGUUACCACCUUUGCCUCGCUCAGAGACUAAUGGAACCGUUGAUUCUGUGCCUUCUGAGAGGGAGAGGAUGCUACUUAGCAGUAUCUCUGAGCUCCGGGCUAAGCUGAACGACUUAACGGAGGAACUCGAUUCAGAGAAAUCAAGAUACAACCAACUACAGCAGAAACUGAAAGCAUUCACUGGUCGCGAACUAGUGUAAGCAGGAGCGGGAAGCGAGGGCGAAAAAAACUGAGCUGCACAGAACCUGUAGGAGAACGAGUUGAAAAGUCUUAUCAGUAAAAAACCAGAUAAGACUGUUCAAAAAUACUAAAGGCUGUGAAGCAACAACAGCGAUUUUCUCUAGUUAGGUUCUGUGUGUGUUUCAGACGGUGAUGAUGACGACCACAACGAGAAAACUAGCAGUGUCUCUGCUUCUGAUGUAAAACUAACAGUUAAAAGACAGCAGAAACGAAUACAAAAAAAAAUAAAAUUAAAAAGGAGAAGAAAGGCUCUGUCAACCCCCACUUCGAAUUUAUUUUCACACGUUUUGAACAAGUUUUUAUUCUUUUUUUGGUCUUUUUAUUAUUGUUAGUAAGAAAAGGGAAAUCACUUUUUGGAUC
Brassica rapa (field mustard) is the source of this 2744-nucleotide messenger RNA. Its product is annotated as serine/threonine-protein kinase fray2. Gene Ontology annotation, molecular function: protein serine/threonine kinase activator activity; protein kinase activity; ATP binding. Lineage: Eukaryota; Viridiplantae; Streptophyta; Magnoliopsida; Brassicales; Brassicaceae. Gene Ontology annotation, biological process: protein phosphorylation. The record is from RefSeq and is a predicted model, not a curated record.